Molecule: messenger RNA, 336 nt
Organism: Brugia pahangi
Lineage: Eukaryota; Metazoa; Nematoda; Chromadorea; Rhabditida; Onchocercidae
Source: the annotation of a GenBank genome assembly
AUGGCUGGUUGGAAAAAAUAUGCGCGAAUAAUUUUGCCUCACAUCGGUCUCAUUAUUUUGUCAUUGUUGUAUGCCAUUGGUGGUGCACUUGCAUUCUAUCAUUUGGAACGACCUAAUGAAAUUGCUGUGAGACAUGAAAGCUUGAAAGAUAUUUCUGCUCAAAGAAAAUUGAUGCUUGACGAAUUAUGGAUUAUGCUGAAUGAUGAAUCAAUCUCAGAUGAAGAAGGAUGUCGAGGAGGAAUGCCGCAAGAUAAGAAAGAGGAAAGAGCAGCUCUGAGAGAGAGAAAUUCGAAGUGUCUGGACAUUUUAUUAAUUUAUAAAUCAGUGCGAAGCUAA